Messenger RNA from Schistosoma bovis, 6197 nucleotides. The record is from the annotation of a GenBank genome assembly. Lineage: Eukaryota; Metazoa; Platyhelminthes; Trematoda; Strigeidida; Schistosomatidae.
AAACAUUACAUCCAACACGUUGAUUCGUUCCAUAUAACCCUGUCCUUUCUUAUAUCAGCUAUACGUCUCCUUGCUUUCAACCUAUUUGCACUAGGGAGAGAUUUGAUUGGCUGACUGUAUUUUCGUUUUCCUAUCCCAGUUGUUCUUCAUUUAAUCUCUACUUUGAUCAAUGACCUAGUGCAUGUCUGACCUUUCAUUAUGUUUGAUAGACAGCACGCGUGCAUUAGGUAUCGCUAUGUGUUUGUCUUACGAUCAUCCUUUAUGAAGGCUUUCAGGGCUGACUGUUUAUAUUUGCUUUUGGCAGUGUGCAUAGUUUUUUUGUUCAGAGCAAUCAAAUAGUGUUUAGGAAAAGAUUAUUUUUCUUUACCACAUUCCACAUCGGUGAGACCAGUAUGCGUUGUCCGUGCUAAACCUCACACCCUUGCUCUGGAAAUUUAUUGAACCAGUCGAGCAAAUUCAUAUAAUAAGGCUGGUGAAUUGCGUAAUUGUGUGCAGACAGACGUACACACUAAUCCUCAACCGUCAAUCUAAACCUGCACACAUCCAUUUAUCAUUUCGAUAUUUAAAAAAUGUUAGGAGUGGAACGUAUUUUCCUGUUGGGGUGUGGACUCGUCUUCAGGCUCAAUCCUAAAUAACCUUCAAAUAAGCAUAGAACACAAUGUCAAAAAACAAAAGUCGAUUUUACUCCCUGAUGAGUUCCCUACCAUUAUGCAUGAAGCCAUAUGAGCAGUUUAUUCUAGAACUUCAAAAGCUUUCAAGGCAUAACAGACAAAAUGCUGUUUUACAACCGCCCUAUCUUUUUGGACACUUAAUUGAUUUACAAAAGCUGUACAACGAAGUUGCCCUGCGGGGUGGUCACAAACAAGUUACUUUUUCCCACCUGUGGUUGGAAGUUUAUCUAGCCUUAGGUCUGCCACCAGGUUGUGUCGAUGCAGGCCAUGGAUUGCGCACUAUUUAUCAGAGGUAUCUCGAGUUGUUCGAAAGAAACCAACGAAUGACGUCAAGAAGCAUUUUCACAUCCGAUGAACAGGAUGAUGCUGUUACUCACUUUGACGGUGAUGCUCAGGAUUUCGAUCAGUUCCUAAAAUCGUCUAAACAAAACAUUUAUGGGGCUUCUGUUCGUUCUAAUACUGAAGAAAUACCCAAUCACUUGCGAAAAAGUUGGAAUUUGAGUAUCGAUUUAAAAGAUGAUUUCGAAUACAUGUCAUUAGAAAAAUCAUUAUUGUCAGGGCUUCCUAAUGAAAUUGAGCUUGCGUUAAACACAAUCCUUCUUAUGUCUUCUCAACCAAAUGACUUCAGUAUUAGUAAAAAUCCUAGGCUUCUGGAUGUUCUGUUAUAUACUGUUGGCAUUUACGGACCAAAUCCAUAUUUUAUUCCAGAACAUGUCACGACGUACCAAUACAGCAGAUACCUCAAUUUUUGGGAAUCAAAUAUUGACAAAGAGAAUGGACGAGUAUUUCUUUCACCCAUCGCCUUCUACUCAAAAGAGCUUCCUGAGGUUAUUUAUGAUGAAUUUUGUUAUCCUCCUGCUGUUCAAGAGAUGACAUAUGGUGAUGAAGAAGCUUUUCGUGUACAACUAGUCGCUACAGUACUACGUAACUUGGCUGUAGAUGAUGGAUUAAGCGCUGUCAUUAUCGGACGAAAUCCUCAAGCCUUGCGUUUCAUUUUUUUAUGUAUAUAUUCCAAACACUCGUGUCUACAUCAACUUGGUUUAGAAAUACUAUCUUCAUUGUAUUUUCCAGUUCUUGGUUCACUUAUACCUGCCCUCCAUCGUUUGCUCACUACUUUGUUAGUUUGUCCUGAUCGAAUAGAUCGCAUCCGUGGUUUACAGAUUGUGAAAAACUUAUGCUCAACGCCGCUUUUCGAUGUAACCUACGACAACAUUCCACCUGUAGGUACUAAAAAGGUUUCUUUAACCAGGACUGGUCGUAACAUAGCAUUUCUGACUUCAUUGCCACCUGUUACAUUCUCUUCUAUUGCAAGCACUUUAUGUUUGCGAGAUUUGCAUUUAGUAGUUCUUGCAAUAGAUACUAUUCACAGUUUAACCUGUCUCGGUCCUACUUUAUGUGAUCGUCUGCUUCAACAAGGAUCACCACCCGAAGAAGAUCCUCCCACUUCUUUAGAACUUCAUAUACCCCACCAGAAUUCAAGCCUUCUUUCUCUACUUGUCGCUUUACUAAAUUUGGAAGCUCAGGCCAUGGGGUCGGACAGUCUCAUUCGCGUGCGUGUUAUGCAAGCAUUGGGUACAGAAUCUACCAAUACUAAGCCUUCUGUUUCAAAGCCUUCAUUUUCUACCGCUUCUCCCCUUUCAAAAACAAUAUCUACCACCAUCAUGCAAACAACUUCAAGUUCUUCAUGUAUUCCUCCACAAAAUCCCACAGUCACCUCAUCCACAAAUUCGACAGUUCAGCUGCCAGUUUACUGUGCUCAACCAAACCUAACUAUAUCGCUGAAUCAUCCUUCGUGUUGUACAAGUUAUCAUUUGAGUGUUUGUAACACAUUGCAAACUCCUACUGGAAAGACUUCAAUUCCUACAGCACCAAGUUAUUUUCCUCACAAUCUUAUUGGCUGUAGUUCUCCUUCCACCACCUUUUUAGCCGCCAAUCCGUCGGUCAGUGGAGUCCAAAAUACAGAUUCUUCUCGUGUAAAUAAACGUGAUUUGCUAGUUAGAAAUUGUCUUCCAGUCAUUACUACUCCUAGAGUUAACCUUUCUAUGCGUGAAUUUGGUACUGUUGCAUCUUCAACGCAACAAGGUUCAGGGUCUUCAUCUACUAGCAAACCAGGUUUAUCUGUGAUACAGUCGUCACACAUAACAUCAACUAUGAAUUCUGCUACUGUAAAUACUAGUAUCUCAUCUACAAAUGAUCUCAUGAGUAAAGUGUGUUUACCUCAAAAGUUAUCUAGUACACCGGCACUCAACACACCUACUAUUAACUCAGAAAUUCAAAAACAUGUAAAUCCACCAUCAAAGUCCCUUGCUACUGAAAAUGGUAUACCUCAACUUGAUAGACGUGAAUUCAUGUUUGAAUGGCUUAAAAGUAAUUAUGCUGUACAUAAUCACUCUAGCAUUCCGCGUAUUCAAAUAUAUAAUGAAUAUCAAAAAGCACAUCUACAACGAUUCAAAAAUAUUGUUGCAAUUUCGCCUGUUGACUUCCAUUCACAAAUUAAAACUAUAUUUCCUGGAGUAGGUCAGGUGAAAGUACAAGUACCGGGAGGAAGUGUAGAAAUUCACUACAACAACUUAAAACAUGUUAAUGCUCCUGAACCUGAAAGUCAACAAGGCAUAAAUGAUAUUAUGGCAUCUGUUUUAAGUCCCACCAAAAUUGAAUCCAUGUGUCAUGAAUCACGUUCUCCAAAAACCAAAUGCCGUAAAAGACCGGCAACUGGGGCCUUUCUUCAUCCUGCAUCUCCUAAACUGGCUUCAAAAAAUGAGGAUCUGCAAAACCAGGUACUUAAAAGUUCACAAAUUGAUGUUUGUGAUUUGAAUGGCCAUCUUGAAUCCCCAAAAUUAACUAAUGGACAGUUAGUUUGUCCUUUAAAUGGUUUAUCUCGUGAUACCACAGACGUGCUCAACAUGACCACAAGACUUCAUAAUGGAUCACCUCUCAGGAAGUUGAAUGCUUCAUUAAAUACAAAUGAAGAUGGUUGUGUUCAAAAGAAAUGUACAACGCCUGUGCGAGCAACAGCAGUGGUAUCCUUACCCGACUCCAAGAUUAUGAUCGUUCCUGUCUUUACUACUUAUGGUAUGGGCCAUAAUUUGACACUCAACGGAACUCCAACUAGCGAAGUUCCCACGAUGAUCAAAAUGCAAACCUCUGAGAACCACGAAAUUAAUAAAGCUAACAACACUAUUCCAAUUUGUUCUAACAUUGACCAUACUACAACUAUUUCUAAAACUAAAGUCAACGUCAUCACGUCUUCCUUAACACCGAACAGCAUAUCAUCUACUUCAUCGGAUCGUAGCUGCAAACUAGCAAAGCAAUUAGAUGACUCAAUUAUUUCAGGAAAUUAUACAAACAGGGUUUCCACUGAUCAUGGUAAAUGUGUACAAUUAUUCUGUAUGUGGGAUAAAUGUAUGCAAACAUUUUCAGAGUCUGUUGAACUUUGCAGGCACAUUCAAAAUAUUCAUUACAAAUCUAUUCAAAAUUCAGAUCAAAUAAAAUGUGUUUGGGGGAACUGUUCUGAAGUGAUAUCUGGUCCCAGUUUUGAUAUACUGAUGGAUCAUUUACGUGCUAAACACAACAUUCAAUUACCUGUCAGUAUGGAAUCUUCACCGAAUGGUUUAUCAACUAAUGAUAAUGUUAUAUCUUCUGCAGUUAAUAAAAAUCAACCUAUUUAUACUCCAGUGAAUUCCGAAACACUUUCAGAAAAAAAUCCAAGUCAUUCUUCAUGUCAAAUCGAAAAGCCGUUCGUGUAUGAUGAAUUACAAUUGUCGAAUAUUCUAUCAGAAGAGUGUCGUAGAGCUCUGACUGGAGGAAUUCCUAAUCCACCUUUCGCACCUACACCAGUUCAUGAAGGGCCUGUAACUAAGCACCUCCGACUUACUGCGGCUCUAGCCUUAAGAAAUUUAUUACAAUAUAGUGAUGUUGCACGACGUUAUGUAAGUUCUUGUGAGAAUCUUUUAUGUGAUUUAGCCUUUGCUAAUCUUGAAUCUUCUCCGACAAUUUUUGAGUGCCUCACACUAUUAUCCAGUUCGUUUGAUGAAAAUACACCAACAACAUCAACAUCGACAACUCAGUAUUGUAUAGAUGAGAAGCAUAUUUUCUGAGUAUCACUAGAAACACAAAAUUAAUCCUGCAUUUAGUCAAUAACAGUAACAACUACCUAUACACAAAAAAUAGUACAAACUCAACCUUUUUUAGUAAAUCAUAAUUGUUUCAUUUAUACACUGCUCAAGUUUUAUUCUGUUUAUUUAAAAUUGACUACCGGUUUAACUAAAUUCAUGCAAUUAUAUUUUCAAAUUUUAUCAAUAAGUAACUAUUCCGUUAUACAAAAGUGUAUGCCUGAUUGUACACUGUGCAUAAUCUUUUAAUUUUGAGCUAAUGUUGUAUUUGGUGACAAGUGCCAAAGGUUCCUUAUGUGAAUAUUUCUUUCUCUCUUUUCUUCAUAAUUGUAUUUUCUAUGAACAGCUGAUACUCUCCCUUCCUCCCUCUCUCAAUAUGUCGCUUUAUAUCCACAUUUUUUUGGCAGUUUUAGACUGUUUCUCAUUGAUUAACAAAUGAUGUGCUCAUGUAUAUCUAUAUAAAUAACUUACCGAAUACUUUCUUUUUUAUUCUGUUCUUAUCAGUUAUUACUAUUAGGCUAUAUAUUUAUUAUCUGCUGCACUGUGAUGGGCUUGUGUUUCUAUAAUGAUAAUACAAUCAUUAUUAUUACUAUUAUUAUCAAUAAUGUUAUUUUGUCACACCACCCAUAUUAUAUAUAUGUACAGGCUAGUUUUUACUUCGUUCUCUUUUUUGUUUGGAGUGCAUGAAUUUUGCAUUUUUUUUGAGGAAAUAAACUCUUAUUCUUACUGAUUGUCUUCCUUUGUUCGCUUCAUCACUGAAGUUUUGUUCUACCUUUAUUUCGAUCAGCUUCAAGACUUUCAGUGGUAUAGUCGUUUUCGCGUAUAAUUUUUAAGUGAUAAGACAAACUUGUAGUAGCAGUCAGUGUUUUUAACCCGUGAGACGACAAAUAUCUUAUUAUGAUGUUUGUAUUUUCCAAUGAUUGAUAAACAAAAUGAGUAAAAAAUAACUCAAAUCAUCGAGUUUUAACUCUGUUUGAAAACACGAAUAAUUGUAUUUGUUAAUAUCCCAUGUUAAAGUUAUAUGAUAGUAAUAACUGACAAUAAUAGUAGAUUUAUUUAGUAAUAUAAGUUUUGGUACAGUAAAUAAUCCUCAGCAAAAGUUGUACGAUGCUACAAUAAUAAAUAUCCCUUUAGCAUACAUUCAAAUUGUAAUUAUUUAAAACGAAUUUUAAAAAUGUUUUUAUUUGUCAAUAUCUUACAUCUACCAGUUCAGCUGCUACAAUUAUUUCUUUCCAUCCAUUUUUUAUAAGAUAUUCGAAUCUUAAUAUUUCAAAGGAUAGAUAAAAAGAAAAACGUACCAAGGGCUGGAGUGUUUCGGUCUUCUGCCAGUAUACUGCCUUGCAAUAAUUUGUACGCCUUUCAUAAUGAGUAAACGUGGUUAAUGUUUACGAUUAUUCAGUUAAAAAAAAUCUUU